AUGCGCUCCUUUUUCCUCUGUGCAGCUGCAAUCUCUCUCUCCUCAGUGGACGGGCUCGAGAUUGCCCGACGCUUCACAGCAAGCUCGCCGUACGGGUCCCCUUGCUUCGCUCUAAGUCCCCGCCUGCCCUGGUCUUGUUCUCGUUCGCAUGUCUCAACUCUCAAGCUGAAAUCGCCGCUGCUGCCUCGCACAGUGAAGCGAGGUGUCUGCGCCCUCCGUUCUCAGAGGCAAACGGACCUCGACAACGCUCAGUCUGACAUCGAGCAGGCAGAGAAUGCUGAGAAGCAGGUCAUUGAUUCUAUCUCGACGAUUGAUCCACAGAAGUUGCUGCAAGACUCUGUCGAUUACAUUGAUCAACUUGGCCCGACUGGAUAUUUAUACUUCUCCCUUAUCUAUGUGGUAGCGGAAAUGCUUGCAAUCCCGGCGAUUCCCCUUACUGCUAGCGCGGGCUACUUAUUCGGGGUUGUCCCGGGGACAUGCGUAGUGCUGGUCAGUGCGACCAUCGCUGCAGGAGGAGCAUUUCUCAUCGGGAGAGUCUUUCUGAGGGAAUGGGUCGAGGGGCUCAUCUCCAAGAGUAGAAAGUUUGCAGCGAUCGACGAGGCCAUCUCGCGAAAGGGCUUCCAGCUGGUGCUGCUGCUCCGCCUUUCUCCUCUCCUUCCAUUCGCUCUGAGUAACUAUCUCUACGGCAUGACCAAAGGGGGGAUGCAAGAGGAGGACGAGGACGAGGACGAGGACGAGGACGAGGACGAGGAGGAAGUGGAGGAGGAAGUGGAGUGGUUGGUGAAUUUCGUCGAGUACUUGCUGGGGACGAUUAUCGGGUUUGCGCCAGGUGAGCAUGAUGCCAUUAUGUGA
Molecule: messenger RNA, 852 nt
Organism: Guillardia theta CCMP2712
Lineage: Eukaryota; Cryptophyceae; Pyrenomonadales; Geminigeraceae
Exons: 13
Coding region: 1-852 (283 amino acids)
Source: RefSeq, a predicted model, not a curated record